AUGUGCCACCCCGUAGAUCAUAAAAGACAUUCAGGAGUUACCAUUUCCGUCUACCCUAAAAGCAGCCUGAAUUACUACCACAAAUUUAUUGACGAUUACGCCGUGGUACAUGUAGCUGCUUCACUCUAUGAGUUGACCGAUGAUCAAGUGCGUGCAGGGCGAGACUUGUCUGAAGCGAUGAAAUUCUUUGAGAUCCUGAAGAGGAAGAUUGUGUCUACACCUCUACUCAGACACCCGGAUCGGACGAAGCUUUUUGUGAUCAUCCCUCAUGCAAAUCAGUGGGCGGUUUUCGCAGUUCUAGGACAGAUGCAUGACGGGGUUGUUCAACCCGUUCGUUACACGGGGCGUGUCCUGAGCGACGCCGAGGUCAAGUAUCAUAUUGCUAAGAAGGAAGUCCUUGCUGUAAUGCGAGUUCUCCAUGUGUUCAAGAACCUGAUCGAAGGAUGUCCGCUAAUAAUCUACACUCGACAUUCAGUGUUGAAGUGGGUCAUCAAUUCCAAGACAGCCGAAUGCCGUCUGGUGCCUUGGGGCGUCGCUCUCUCACAAUAUGACUUGGAAAUUUGGAAGGUCAGUCGAGAUGAGGAUGACUUAGCCGCCAUUAUGGGUGCAAGUAUCACUUCCAGGGAGCACUUGAAUAAAGUCGCCGAAGCACUCAUUCCAGCCAUGGGGCACGUCAAACCGCCUCCAGUCGUGAGUGUCGAAAUGCUUUCAGAAGCGUACUCCGGGGUAGUCCUGAGUUUCGAUGGUGCAGCCAAAGUUUCAACAAGGAAAGGCAAUUGCGUAUGUAUUCUGUGGCAGCUACCUGAAUGGAAGGAUUUGGAUAUCCGAGGAUACAUGCUGAAUGGAGUCACCGUCAACGACGCGUAA
Messenger RNA from Phytophthora megakarya, 867 nucleotides. Lineage: Eukaryota; Oomycota; Peronosporomycetes; Peronosporales; Peronosporaceae. The record is from the annotation of a GenBank genome assembly.